This is a messenger RNA of Clonostachys byssicola, 1542 nucleotides long. Lineage: Eukaryota; Fungi; Ascomycota; Sordariomycetes; Hypocreales; Bionectriaceae. The record is from the annotation of a GenBank genome assembly.
AUGUUGUCUAACGAUCCAAACUCGAAUGUCAAGCUUUCGGCUGACAUUCUAUAUUUCGUCUUCUCUCAUACUGACCGACCAACACUACGUAAUUGCAGACUCCUCAGCCAUUCAGCCUGCUCGGUAGCAACGCCGUCGCUCUUCCGCCGUCUUCGGCUCUCCGCUGCUGAGGGUGAAGCAGAACGCUUCCUUCAGGUGGCGCAGAAUGACUCGCUUCGGUGCCACGUGCGGGAGAUCAUCAUUGACACAAACGUGGGGGGUGACUUUGAAUACCGUCACAAUGCGUCGUAUGAGAUACCGGCACCUUUCAUGAAGGCCUUGCCGCAUCUGCGCUUCUUCUCCAACCUCAAGGCUCUCGGCGUUGACUUCAAUGAGCACUGCGGCGGGGAUGACUACGAGGACCGCACUUGGGUGGCCGUAGAGGAGACGCAUGAUUUCCGCUACCGCGUCUUGCAGACCAUCUUUGAGAGCCUCGCUGGCACAUGGACCGCAGAGCGCCAGCUGGAGAUUGACGAGGAAGCGAACCUAGACUGGGAUUUUGACAACGCAAAUGGCGAGGAAGAUGACGAGCCCGAUAACUCUCUGAUGCCAGCCAUUCCCAUCAAGCUACUCGAGGUGCACAACCUGGAAGGGUUCAACGACGAGCGACUCACAACCUCGGAGGCUUUCCGCGCAGUGAUCGAUUCCGGCACCAUCACCUGCCUCAAGCUCUACAUUGUCCUUGAGGAGCAUAAUGACGAGGUGUUCAAGCAGCAUUAUGACUUCUUCGAUACCCUCCAGCAGACCUGGCUCUCCCCUUCGCUUGCAGCCAACUUGAAGGUGCUCUCCCUCUACUGCAUGGACCCGUGGGGGUGGAACCCCAAGAUGGACUUCCGCACAGUCAACCAUUCGCAGGGCGGGUUCCCCAAGCUGGAGACGCUGACUCUCGGCAACUACGUGCUCAGCCACGAGUGGCAGAUUGACUGGAUCAUUAACCAAGGCAGAGAAAGCGGCGGUCUGAAGAAGCUGUAUCUCGACCAAUGCUCUGUGCUCCACAAGGGCAACAUUCCAGGCCCGCUGCCCGGGCCCUCGACCGUCCUCGGGCAGGACGCGCAGGGGAACGACAUCGAAGUCUCGAAUGACAAUUACCCCCGCAUCGACAUCAUGAAGCGCUACAACGGAGAAGGGACAGGCAUGGUCGAGAUAGUUCCCGAGCUUCGGUGGUCCCAUAUCCUCCAGCGUUUCCGAGAAUCCAUGCACUCCCUCAAAAUCUUCGACGUGAUGUCGCAGAUUGAGAUUGAAUACGACUACGACUCAGAGGAGCUGUACCGCCAUGGUGUGCUGGAUGAUUCAGAUCCCCGGUUCUACUCGGGUCGAUUCUCGAGGCGUGAGUGGGAGGAUGUCAGGCUUUGUUAUUCCGAGUGUGAUGGCCCAUUCUGGAAUCACGAUGCUGGGCCGAACCCGACGGAAGAUGAGUAUGGACCGGAGGACGAGGAGGUAUUGAGGCAAUUUUUGGACGAGAUUGUAGGUCGUCACGGAGGCGAAAGGCCUUCUUACAUCUAA